AGAUAAUCCAUUUAUUUUGAUCCAUAUCAUCGUGGAGAACAUUCACCCCCUAUCUAAUUAUUCAUCAAUUACUACUAUUUCUUCUCAUUUGUGCUCUGGGUAUUCAUUUCCCACCCCACAGGGGCGUGCUCAAAAAGUCGUUGAAAGACAGCCCUGUCGAAAACGGUAGUGGGGGUGUUUGAAGGAUCCAGCCGUGUUAAUCCUUGGAAAGCUCUUUUUUUUUCUCCAUCUCUGGUUGCUUAUAUCCGACUUUGUCUGCCUGUGUUGCCUAUGCUGCCUAUUACCGACUUGCUUGGUACUGUAAGCAACUAGCUAUUUUCAUAUAUACUUUUUUUUAUUUUUUUAUAUUUACAUAAAACUCCCACUUGGGAAAUGACCAGAGAAGAAACAAAGAUGCCGGUCGUGGCAAGAAAAGAGAAGAGUCGGAACAAGUCACUACUGGGCCUCGACGGUGUCUUUCGACUUGACCCGACGACUUUGGGGUGUCAAAAGGACGCGACCCGUAAGCUCGAUUUGAGCUCAGUACCAGUACAACAGCCGACGACCCGAUAUAGCUCCGACAUGGCCAGCCACGGCUCUUCCCUUCAAACACUGAAAUUUGUUCCGCCUGGAGGCCAUCGGGCCUGCGCAAACUGCUCCGUCGCAAAGGCCAAGUGCAUCACACCCGAUGGCGCCACCAAGUGUGAACGCUGCCAACGAAUGAACAAGGAGUGCUUUGCCAAGUCAAAAUCAACAAGGAAAAAGAAGCAAUCUGCAGAAUUAUUAGGCGCCCCGGGUGGAGGUCCAGGACCAGUCAGGAAGCCGCGGUCAAGACAGCCUUCUGCCUCGCCGUCCAACACGUCCCGUCUCCGUGAUGAAACUAACUCAUCAGGACGUCCCGGCUCUGGCGUCAACACAACUAGCCAUGCGGAAAGGCAAGUGAGUGACAUGUCGUCGCCGUCAUCACCGGCAUCACACCAACCGUUGAGCGAACCAGCUUCUCGCCAGCCUCGGCGAAAAGAAGCUGCGUCAGCAUCUGGUCCCAUAGAUGCCUUCUUUGCACAGAACCCGAGCGUGGCGGCAGACGCCGACAAUCUCGUGGCAUUCUACAGGAGAUAUCAGGAACAGCACUGCCCGAUGCUAGUGGGACAUACAGAGGCUGCGAGUCUUCGUCGAGAUAAUGAAGUGCUUUUCAUGGCUAUUCUUAUGGCAGGAAGCUUCAACGACCAUGCACAGCAGGAGCGUAUUGCGAGCUGCUGCGUCGACGUAAUCAUGGAGAAUAUACAACAACCGGAGAAAAGAACUUUCAAGCUUUUAGAGGGGAUUAAUUGCUUCCUAGCUUGGUCCCAUGCAAUGAAACAAAACGGCUGUCUGCUCGGGAUCGUUCUCCGAUCGACUGUGACCCUGGCGGCAGAGGUGCAGCAUGGCUUGACACCUCCUUCUGCUCAAGUCAACCCUGCCAUGACCAGGGACGACCUGGAACCCGUCAAGCUGGCACAGGAGCGUACGUGGGACAGAUAUGUCGAGGAAUGCCGGGGCUUGGCACGCUGCUACUUCAUUGUUAGUGUCAUUGGGCAGCUGACAAAACCUUGCACGGUAAUGUACCAGAACAUGCAAUGGUCCCAGCAGCUUGAGCAAGCUUGCACUGUACUUGAAGGUCAAGAGGCAGACGCAGACGCAUGUCUUGUCGCCGCCUUGGCCAGACUUGUACACGUUGCCGAGAAGAUGACCGCCCCAGGCGGUGAUCUUGAACAGUGCUCGAGUAGCCAGCCAUUUAUUGAUGCCGAAAAUGCUGAGAUGCUGUUUGGCGAUUUCAUCAGCCGUUUGCCACAAGCAUUGCAGUGUUCAAACUUCUUCAGAGCUCACUUACACACCGUCGAGAUAUUACUUUACAGGUUGAGCAUACCUGACAGCUCAGCUCCCGGCAGAAAACGAGUUUUGAUAUCCAAGACAAGGCCGCAGGCCGAACUUCAGCUGCGGUGCAUCCAGGCGAUUUCGGCAUUUAGCGACAUUUUCUAUUCCAUAGCGCCGUCAUUUUAUGUCUGUCUUCCCUCGACAAUAUGGACACAGAUGCACCAGAUCAGCUGCGUGGUAUCCACAAUCGCUAGUGCACCGCAGUUAGGGUGGUCUGCUGAUUUCCUACCAGCUACCCUGUUGCCGGAACACCAUCGACAACGGUUGGUGGCUAAUUUCGAACAAGCCAGCCUCACUCUGUCCGCCAUGAGGCCGGAAAUGAGCAGCAAUGGCAACUUGUUCGACGCCUGGGCUGUCGAUGCGAGGUCGCAGUCACCUGCGUCCAGCUUCGGGUGGUGUAUGUACGAAGGUCUGCUGGGAGCGUUGACCGAGAAUGACGACACGUCUCUAGGGUUCGCGAUGAGUAUGAUGAGGCAGCAGCUGCCGAUGCCCAACUCUCCUCAGACAUCACAGGUACCACAACAGUCCAUCGCGGUCCCAUCAAACGUCCAACAAACACAACAUCAGUUGCCAUGCCAGGGGUUCAACGACUUGACCGUUCAAGAUGACGCGGGAAUUUGGUCUGGCGUACCUGCGGGCGACUGGAACCCAUGGCUCGAUGAUGCGUCAUCUGCUGCCUUCCUCGACGUCCCGGCGCAGACCUUUGACCGCAGCCAACGGCUCCAAGUACCCCGUACGGCGCCUGAGGAGCAGCCGGUUGAGGCUUCAUACUUGCUCUGGGAGGGUGUCGAGCAGUGGUGGCCGCAGACGACGGGUCCGCCCUGAGAUCUGAUCUUGAAUACUCCCUCCCCUGGGAGCGAAAUACGUUCUUACCAAGAUAAGGGGCUUUUUUUUUGUUUUUAUCUUUUAUGCAGCCAUAUUGGCCUAUACAUAUACAAGCUGUAUCAACAAAUUGUUGAUGUAGCGUGACGUUAAAUUUGUAACGAUUGUACAUAUCAAGCCGAAAAGACUGGCUAAACGCAUGAAGCCUUAUACGUGUCGCAUAUAAAUAGAUAGCAUACUACGCAUUCAAAUAUAUAUCUUUUGAUUAAA
Molecule: messenger RNA, 2985 nt
Organism: Pyricularia grisea
Lineage: Eukaryota; Fungi; Ascomycota; Sordariomycetes; Magnaporthales; Pyriculariaceae
Exons: 5
Coding region: 373-2718 (781 amino acids)
Biological process (GO): regulation of DNA-templated transcription
Cellular component (GO): nucleus
Molecular function (GO): transcription cis-regulatory region binding; DNA-binding transcription factor activity, RNA polymerase II-specific; zinc ion binding
Source: RefSeq, a predicted model, not a curated record